CGGGGUACAAGAAUGGCUGCCUUGCCUGAAUAAAAAGGAUAAUAUCAAUAAAGAUUUUGUGCCUGAGGUGGGAAAAUAUGUUUUUUGGAGGAUUAACAUAUCUUUCAAGUUGUAGGUUUGUUUAAAAAAAAAGUUUGUUCUUAAUGAAAAAUUUGAAAAAUGCAAAGUGGAAAUGGCACCCGUUUCGUAGAAUGACUCAAUAGCAUGUUGCCAACGCAGGGCCUAGUAACGUGCAAAAAGAGUCACUAAAUUAUUAUUUUAUUUUAUUUAUUUAUUUAUUUAUUUAUUUAUUUAUUUUUUUUAGUAGCAUAAAUGAAUUCAAAAGAUUCUAGUCACUGGGUCGAAUCAAAAUCACGUCUACAAUUUAAUUAAGAACAACUGCGUAAUUGAAUAGAUAACCUUAAAAUGCCCCUAAAUGUACAUUCCCACUUCCUGCUUUGCUUGUAUGCAGGUUCUUUUGGCUACGACGAUGCCAGACCGUAAACUUAUAGGGACUAUUGUUAUAUUAAGUAUAUGCGUUACAGCCGCCAUUCGUAAUUUAAAGGAAGGUCCGAUGAUAGGGCCAGAUUCUAGACAGUACAAAGUCGCAUCUUUACCGAUUGAGGAUCACAGAGAUGAUAAUACAGACGUGCCGUCUAGCAGAGUUGCACCUGUGCAGGUGCUUUGCACUGAGCGAAGCAUGAUUGUGCUAAUCAGAGCGGACCUUCACUCCAACGGCCGUCAUGUCACUGCUGAAGAGUUUAGCCUCGGCUGGUCAACCGAGAGCUGCAAAGCCUUUCAGUACAGUGAUACUGAAUAUGUGAUUAAAGCAGAUUUGCACCAGUGUGGCUCUGAAUUAAAGACUGAUGGAGAUCAUUUGGUUUAUUCAAACCAACUGAUCUACACUCCUAUGCAGAACAGCUUCGGUAUUGUUAGGACAAGUGCCGCUUCUAUUCCUGUUGAAUGUAACUACAAAAGGACCCACUUUGUAAGCAGUAUUGAUGUGAAGCCUUCCUGGGAGCCAUUUACAUCUACCAUAACAGCUGUGGAAUUGAUUGGGUUUUCCUUUUAUCUUAUGAAUGAUGAUUGGAGGACUAAAAGGUUGUCCUAUGUGUACCACCUUGGGGAAGUGAUGAAUAUCCAGGCUUCUUUCUUGAUGGCUGAGCAUGCUCCCUUCAGAUUAGUAAUGGACAGUUGUGUGGUCACUCUGGAGCCUAAUGCCGCAUCACUGCCCCACUACGUGUUCAUUCAGAACCAUGGAUGUCUUGUUGACUCUAAAGUGCCAGACUCCAGUGCCCGUUUCAUGCCCAGAAAACAAAAUCAUGUGCUUCAGAUGCAGAUGGAUGCUUUCCGUUUCCAUGAAGACCACCGGAAUGCUAUCUAUAUUACAUGCCAGCUGAAGAUUGUUGAUAUGGAGUUGAAUAUCAUGAACAAGGCCUGUACCUAUUCUGGAAACAGGUGGAUCAGUGUGGAUGGUAAGGAUGAGCUUUGUGAAUGCUGUAAGAAUACUUGUGAUGUCAUCAAGCAGAAACAUAUUGGCAAGUGGAGUAGACUACCAAAAAGUUCAGUCAGUAGAGAUAAAACAGAGUCCAACAUGGUGCUGCUUGGUCCCAUAACAGUUCUUGGCUAAAUUCUUUGCAAAUCAUCAAAAAUAAAAAUGAUUAUCAGUCUUUCUUGCAUUGUUUUUAUAUGAUUUAACCACUUAAUUUGAAGGGCUCUCUCAUCUGUUUAUAAUUUGGGCUGGUCUGGAUGCUCAAAUCAAACAAACAAAAACAGAGCAAUGUUUUCAUGCUGCCACAGAAAUGGAGCUGCUAAUAUAAAUAUUUCUAAACUGGUUUCCCAAACAGUUCCAUCUUCCAUUGUUUAGAAAAACAUGUAAUUCUGCUCCAGACUUACACCUUCAGCAGAGUAGAGACUCCAAGUUUUCUGAUUUGUUUGUUACUUUGGGACAUCUGUUUCAGUGAUAUGUUAUAGGUGGUGUUACAGUAGCUUUCUGUGUCUUAAAGGGGUACUUCGCUGUUGACAAAAUGGGCUUUCAAUAAAUCUUUACUGCCUAUGCAGUAGAAAGGAGGAUUUUUUUUUUUUUUUUUUUUAAGGGGACCUAUUGUGACACUGUCACAUAAGACACGUGUUUUAACCGCUCAAUAUAUAUAACAUGAUGGUUUUUAUGUAUAUUUGAGUUUUAUUUGGGUUACAUGUUGUCUUAGCCAUUUUAUUCCUCUUACUUAUUUUAAUGUGUGUAUGUCUUUAAAUGUGUAUGGGUCUGCCUGUCAUGUGACUGAUCACAUGAUAGGAACCAGGAAGUAAGCCAACAUAAAGGAGGCAGCAUGGCAAACAAUCUCUCUCUCAUUACAAACAUACUAGCUGGACUGUGGAGUUACAUUUUAUGGACUUACCUUUCCAUCACUCUUCAUUGGAUUAUCACUUCUGUGGACUUUGUAUAUACACUGGUGGACACUUUCACAUUGGGACUUACAUCACGCUAGGAUUCUUAUGGACUGUUUUAGGGUAUGGUGCAAACGGACUCCACACUUUUAACAGCCUAAGUUAUUCUAGUUUUAUUGUGUUGUUUUAAGUUCCUUGUGAAUAUUGUAAAUACACCUUAUUUAUUAA
This is a messenger RNA of Ctenopharyngodon idella (grass carp), 2592 nucleotides long. RefSeq names its product zona pellucida sperm-binding protein 3-like. The record is from RefSeq and is a predicted model, not a curated record. Gene Ontology annotation, biological process: egg coat formation; positive regulation of acrosome reaction; binding of sperm to zona pellucida. The transcript has 8 exons. Gene Ontology annotation, molecular function: acrosin binding. Lineage: Eukaryota; Metazoa; Chordata; Actinopteri; Cypriniformes; Xenocyprididae. Gene Ontology annotation, cellular component: extracellular matrix. Bases 416 to 1609 code for a protein of 397 amino acids.